This is a messenger RNA of Zonotrichia albicollis (white-throated sparrow), 1909 nucleotides long. RefSeq names its product caspase-8. Gene Ontology annotation, biological process: regulation of apoptotic process; apoptotic process; proteolysis. NCBI's taxonomy places the organism in Eukaryota, Metazoa, Chordata, Aves, Passeriformes, Passerellidae. Gene Ontology annotation, molecular function: protein binding; cysteine-type endopeptidase activity. The record is from RefSeq and is a predicted model, not a curated record.
UCGGGCUCCGCCCUUCGCCUUGCGCGGCUGCGGCGCGGCUAUGGAGCUGCCCCGGGGGCGGCUGCUGGCGGUCAGCGACGAGCUGGCCGGGGCCGAGCUGGCGGCGCUGAAGUUCCUCUGCCGGGACCACGUCCCCUGGAGGAGGCUGGAAGCCGUCUGGACCCCUCACGACUUGUUCGAAGCGCUGCAGGAGAAGGGCUUGCUGGAACCGGGGGACCUGGCCUUCCUCAGGGAGCUGCUCUACCGCAUCGGGCGGAUCGACCUCCUGGUUGCCCACCUGGGCUCCAGCCGGGAGCAGGUGGAGAGGGAGCUGCGGGCGCCGGGCGGGGCGCGGGUGCCGCCCUUCAGAUACUUGCUCUUUCAGCUGUAUGAAGAUGUCAUCGAAGAUGAGCUGAUGUAUUUCAAGUUACUUUUGGCCAAUGAUUUGCCAAAAAGCAAGCUAACCCGUGAGACUACAAUGCUUGACAUUCUCAUUGAGAUGGAGAAGAAGGGCCUUCUGGGGAAAGACAACCUAAGUAUGCUGAAGAGUCUCUGUGAAAAAAUUAACAUCAGCCUGUGGAACAGAAUUGAAGAUGGAUUAAAGCCGUUUGGCCGAGAAGAGAUGCUCAUCACAGAGGAACAGAGGGGCAGCACAGGAUACCCUGAGGGACAUCUGGUGUCAUCUGUAGCCCCUGGUCCUCCUGGCAGUUUUAAUGACCCUUCCCAGCUGCUUGAAGCAUACAAAAUGACCAGCCGACCCUGUGGAGUGUGCCUGAUCAUGAAUAACCACAAUUUUGCAAAAGCUAGGGAAGGAAUGCUGGAACAUAAACACAUGAAAGAUCGGAAUGGGACAGACGUGGAUGCAGCGGCUCUGAGGAAUGUCUUUAGCAAGCUUCAUUUUACAGUAGAAGAAUAUAGAGAUCUCACUGCACAAGAAAUCCGUGAGACUGUGAACAUCUUCCGGAGUGCAGACCAUGAGGACAAGGACUGUUUUGUUUGCUGUAUCCUGUCUCAUGGGAAAAAAGGCAUUAUAUAUGGUGUUGAUGGGCAGGAAGUACCUAUCAGGGAACUGACCACUUCUUUCACUGCACAGAAUUGCAAUUCACUUGCUGGAAAACCAAAAGUUUUUUUUAUUCAGGCCUGCCAAGGUGAAGCUUUCCAUCAAGGUGUGACCAUCGAAACAGAUUCUGGAGAGCAAGAUUCUUCUGUGGAGCAAGAUGCGAGGCUUCAGCUCGAGUGCAUCCCUGCAGAGGCAGACUUCCUCCUGGGCAUGGCCACCCUGCAGGAUUACGUCUCCUACAGAAGUCCCAAGGAGGGAACCUGGUACAUACAGGCACUGUGCCAGCGCUUGGAGUACAGCUGUCCUCGAGGGGAAGAUAUUCUCACCAUCCUGACAGCCGUAAAUCAAGAAGUGAGCAGAAAAACUUGUGAGCGGGGCACAAAGAAGCAGAUGCCGCAGCCCAGUUUCACCCUGAGGAAGAGGCUCAUCUUUCCUGUCAACUAAAUGGGAGGCAACUGCAAGCCAGAGAGAGCUGCUGCAGCCUGCAAUUGGCUGGUUUCAGAAUUCAAACACAACAGACUUUUACUGUCUGCUCUUAGCUCAAGGGCAGAUAUUUUUAAUUUAAACUACAAUUAAGGAGAAAAAGCCUUAAGAAAUUCGUAUUGAUACAUUAAUUUGUAUUAAUACUUUAUACUUGAGAACAUCUCUGAGCUUGUCUCUGAUUUAUUUCUGAUCUAUUUAGCUGAUCUCUCUCAGUGUUUUGCUGGCAAAAUUCUACUCAGUGUCUUCUUAUCAGCUCUACCACAUUACUACUGCUGUCAUAAGGUAUUUACAAGGCAACUUUCAGAAGACAACUGUUAUAAAGCUUUGUGUACUUUAUGCCUAACCUUUGCAAAAUAAAGGGAGGAGUGCUGUAAAUUUUAUAGGAUA